AUGGUGUUUUGGGAUAGCAACUACAAUUGCAAUAUAGUGGAGGAUCAUGUUCAACAUCUUACUCUUCAAGUUCAUCACAUAAUAUCUCAAUUCAAAUUUCAUGUCUCAAUUGUAUAUGCCAUCAAAGCAAGAACCAGACAAGAUUUGUACGAGUCUCUUAAUCAGUUGAAUCAGCAGCUAAUAGGCCCUUGGUCCGUAAUGGGUUAUUUCAAUGUGAUAAUGGAGUCUAGUGAAAAGAAAAGGGGAAGAAGACAUAGACUAUGCAGAAGUCUAGAUUUUAUUAACUGUAUGGAAAAAUGUGAAAUGAUGGAUGCUGGAUAUAGUGGAAAGUUUUUGGAUAUUGUAAAGAUAAGUUGGCUUGAACACAUUGAAGGCACUUAUAUGUAUAUCAUGCAACAAAAGCUCAAAAGAUUGGCUCAUAAACUUAGCAAUUGGUCAAAAAGUUCCAUUAGUAAUGUAUUUGACAAGGUAAAGGAGCUUGAGAAUCAAAUAGAAGUGGCUGAAAAUAUAUAUGAGGUUGAUGAUGCUGAUCAAAACAGAAGCAAUCUUCAGGCUCUAUAUGCUGAACAAAUUAGGUGGAUGAAUAUGGAAAACUCUAUCCUAAAACAGAAGGAUAGAGUCAAAUGGGAGGAAGGAGGAGACUCCAAUACUAAAUACUUUCAUAGUGUAGUAAGGCAGAAAAGAAAAAGAGCAUAUCUUCACAGGAUCAAGGAUGAAAAUGGGCAAUGGAUACAAGCAGACAAUGUGAUAUCUGAAGCAGCUAUUAGACAUUUUAAUCACCUUUUCACUCAACCUCAGCAAAACCAUGAUUUUAGUUUCCUUAAAAGGAUAGAUCCUAUGGUUAAUAAGGAUGACAACUAG
Messenger RNA from Lycium ferocissimum, 861 nucleotides. RefSeq lists its product as uncharacterized. The transcript has 2 exons. The coding region runs from base 1 to 861 and encodes 286 amino acids. The record is from RefSeq and is a predicted model, not a curated record. Lineage: Eukaryota; Viridiplantae; Streptophyta; Magnoliopsida; Solanales; Solanaceae.